AAUGAAAGAUAGUAAAAUUCUCAAAUUGCUGAAGAUUAUAGAGACAAUAAAAAGAAAGAAUUAAAGAUGUAGUAACUUUAAGAGAAAAAAAUAAAAUUAGAAGGAUGUUGAAUCAUAUUAAAAUAAAAUAUACACAGAAUAUCAGGAUGUUAUUUUGCUGAAUAUGAGAAUGCUGCUAGAAUUAAUUUAAGAAAAUUAAAAAAAAGAAUGGCUUAGGAAUUGCUUAUGA
Messenger RNA from Paramecium sonneborni, 229 nucleotides. Lineage: Eukaryota; Ciliophora; Oligohymenophorea; Peniculida; Parameciidae. The record is from the annotation of a GenBank genome assembly.